This is a messenger RNA of Penicillium expansum, 3789 nucleotides long. Its product is annotated as GTPase-activating protein BUD2. The transcript has 2 exons. Bases 1 to 3789 code for a protein of 1262 amino acids. The record is from RefSeq and is a predicted model, not a curated record. Gene Ontology annotation, biological process: regulation of GTPase activity. Lineage: Eukaryota; Fungi; Ascomycota; Eurotiomycetes; Eurotiales; Aspergillaceae.
AUGGAGCCCGAGAAUCCGAACGCGUUCAAGCGGAGCUCGAUGCACCAAGCGUUAUACAGUCGUCCAGUGGAACGGCGUGCAAGCAAGAAGUCUUCAUCUAGGGACCGGCAUGGUAUGGUCUAUCCCGACAGUUUCAGAGAAACUACCAUUCGAACUGUCACACCAGAAUCGCACUCCCCCGCCAACCAUUCUCCUUUAUCCGAACCAGAGCACCUCACGGGCGGCACUUUGUCUUCACCUCGAAACCCCGUGCGAUCACGGCCCAUCGAACCCGAACGUCGUCGGGAUUUCAGCAAACACUCAUCUGGAGCAGGCGAAGAAGAUCCUCCGGUGGAAGCAAGGAGUCAACGGGCGCGAUCGCGGACAACGGCGGCAGAGGAGCAACGCAACGACAUCGCUCCCAACACCUUCAAAGCUCGAACGCGGGUUGGAUCCAUUAACACAGCCAGUCCCUCUCAACCCAAAUUGCCUGAAGAUCCAUCAUCUUCCAUCGGGUUUCCGUCAAUUGAGUCCCCAAAAUACAGCAGCCAGACCGUCCCUCGCCAUCGACUGACCAAAGCUGCCGGUUUGGUCGCCGGUGGAGCACAAAAUCAAGAUUCGUUUUCCUCACCUCUCUCCGGUGCGGAAGCCACAAAAAUCCUACAGUUGAUGAAGACUACCUGUGGGAGAAUGCAUGGAAUCCUAUCCUUUCGAACGGCCUCGACCACUUCCUGGACAUCCGGAUACUGCGCUAUCAAUGUCGCUAAUGGAAGUCUCAUUUACCAAGCCAAGGGAGAGCCGGCAUUGGCCAAAACAUUGAUCCCUGAUCUACGUGGUUGUCGGGUUCGGACAUUGUGGGACUCUGAGCUUCAAUGCACCUAUCUGAGCGUUCACACAUUUACUUCUGGGCUUGGGAUACAAUUACGACCUCACGUGAACGAAACUUUCGAUUCCUGGCUUGCAGCUCUACUGUGUUGGCAACCAAUCCGGCCCAAGGGUGUUCAGAACAAGAUGACAAAGCCUCAAGAGGUUGUGAUUGGAGACCGACGAAUCCCCGAACGUCGGCGCAACUCAGAAAGCGCAGCACAAAAGGAUGCAACUAUCAUCAAAGUUGGCAAGAUGCUUCUAUGGGACAAGCCGUCUGCUUCCGGUGCUAUGCCAGUGUCCGGACGCCGUGUGUCCACAUACAGACAGUCAAGGGCUCUUUCUUCCUCGUGGAAGAAGGUGAGCUGUACACUACAAGAAAACGGCUUUUUCAAGCUCUACACAGAGUCCGACGUGGUUCUUUUAGCAUGUGUGCAGUUAUCUCAAUUAUCACGCUGCGCUAUCCAGCAGCUGAACUCCUCAGUGUUGGAUGAUGAGUUUUGCAUUGCCAUCUACCCUCAAUAUGCGGCACACCCAGUACCCGAUUCCAACGUGCGGCCUAUAUACCUCGCUCUUGAAAGCCGUGUUCUUUUCGAGGUGUGGUUUGUGCUUCUCCGCGCCUUCACAAUCCCAGAGCUUUAUGGACCUGUGUCUCAGGGAGAUGAUUCCAAUAAAACUCCGGAAACCGAGGCCGCCGAACCACCCUUGACCAAGGACAUGUUCCGGAUUGAACGAUUCUUGAACUUGAAAAUUGUGGAGGCGAAGUUGUUUCGAACCAAAGAGGAGGACACUCCUCGAAGCCGAAAGGCAUCAAGAUCACAUGGGCAGCCUGUUCCAACCUCGAAGGUCAGCGACUAUUAUACAGAGGUGCUCCUAGAUGGGGAAAUUCGUGGCAAGACUGCUGUCAAGUAUCGCACCAUGAAUCCUUUCUGGCGAGAAGAUUUCCUCUUCACUGAUCUACCGCCAGUUCUAUCCCAAGCCUCUAUCCUUGUCAAAACUCUCAACCCGACACAGAGGGACUGGACACUUAUCGCUCACGGAUCAUACGUACCCAACCAAGACGUGAGUGCUGUGAACAUGCUGGAUGAGAUCGAAAUCUCUGCAAAUGAUAUCAUCUUCGGACGUGUAGACCUGCGACUUGAAGAAUUGGAUGCCGGUGUGGAUAUCGAAAAGUGGUGGCCGAUCCUGGAUAACCAAGACCAGGCAAUUGGCGAGAUGUUCAUGAGAGCUAGGAUGGAGGAAACCGUCGUCUUGAUGUCCGACGAGUACUCGGCGAUGUCGGAACUUCUCCAUUCCUUCACCAAUGGCCUCACAAUCAACAUGGCCCAAUUGAUGUCAUCGGAGCUAAAUCACCUAGCCGAGAUGCUUCUGAACAUUUACCAGGUCUCGGGGUCAACGGUGGAAUGGAUCUCAGCCUUGGUUGAAGAUGAAAUUGAUGGGGUUCACAAAGAAUCCACCACCAACCGGCUGAGGUAUACAACGAGGAUUCAUUCGAAUAACACACCAGAGACUAGCCAAGACCGCGAGUUCCUCGUCAGGGACAUGGGAAGGACGGCCACUGUGGAGGCUAACCUCCUGUUCCGUGGAAAUUCGCUUCUAACCAAGGCCCUCGAUCUUCACAUGCGUCGCCUAGGCAAGCAGUAUUUGGAGGAGACUAUCGCAGAACGAUUACGUGAUAUUGAUGAGAGCGAUCCGGAAUGUGAAGUCGAUCCAUCUCGAGUUCCACGGCACGAGGAUCUUGAUCGCAACUGGCGAAACCUUACAGCUCUCACCACAAGCGUGUGGAAAUCCAUUGCGGGAUCCGCAUCGAGGUGUCCCCCAGAAUUGCGACGCAUCUUCCGGCAUGUCCGGGCGUGUGCAGACGAUCGCUAUGGUGACUUCCUGCGCUCUGUAACGUACAGUAGUGUUUCUGGUUUCCUGUUCCUACGCUUCUUCUGCCCGGCUAUCCUGAACCCGAAGCUUUUCGGGCUCUUGAAAGAUCACCCUCGCCCUCGUGCACAACGUACUUUGACCCUCAUUGCCAAAGCUCUACAGGGUCUAGCCAAUAUGACAACCUUCGGCAAUAAAGAACCUUGGAUGGAACCGAUGAACAAAUUCCUCGUCGGUCAUCGCUCGGAAUUCAAAGACUUUGUUGAUUCGGUUUGUGCGAUUCCAGCCGAUCGACCAGUCCCUAUCGUCACACCCUCCUACACCACCCCUAUCCAAAUCCUUGGGCGGUUGCCGCCCACAUCGCGCGAGGGAUUCCCUAGCCUUCCAUUCCUUAUCGACUAUGCCCGCUCCUUCGCGAACUUGAUUCGUGUCUGGCUUGAUGUCUCCCCGGAACGACUCAACGAAUUGACCGAGCUAGACGUCAAUCUUUCUAAGUUCCAGAAAGAAGCCCUUCGCCUGCGAGCACGCACUGAGGAGUGUCUCAAACGGGCCGAGCAAGCAGAGCGGCCAAGUGGAAACCUUGAGAUCAAAUGGGAAGCACUAGUGGAUUCGAUGGAACGGCCCGUAACCUUCUACGACGAAAGCCCAAGCAAACCUAGCACCCCAGCAAUAGACACGUCAACUGGUACUGCAGCGGCCCCAAGCAGCCAUCGCAAUUCGACUGGCUACUUUGCUACGCGUCCUGGAAUUCCCCGCCGGUCUACUGACCACGCCGCCGAUGCCGAGGACGACACGCCCCCAAGCUCGUCAUCAGCGACCUGGGACCAAAGCCGCAUUCCAUUUUCCAUUCCACGUUGGUCUGACCCACGCGACAGCACCGGAAGCUCGAAAAACUCCUCGACCUACUCGCUCGAGUAUUCCGAGUCCUCCAAGGCACGCAGGUCCAGCGUCACGAAAGAGUCCUCCUCGAGCAAGUACCGCUUCUUUGACUUUGUUCCUGCUCCCUCCCGACGCAAGGCCAAGGAACGUGACCAGACUCAAAACCACUCGCACGAGGAUCUACGCAAUGAAUCUUAA